This is a messenger RNA of Syzygium oleosum, 8580 nucleotides long. RefSeq names its product protein ILITYHIA. NCBI's taxonomy places the organism in Eukaryota, Viridiplantae, Streptophyta, Magnoliopsida, Myrtales, Myrtaceae. Bases 241 to 8121 code for a protein of 2626 amino acids. Gene Ontology annotation, cellular component: cytosol. Gene Ontology annotation, biological process: cellular response to amino acid starvation; regulation of translation. Gene Ontology annotation, molecular function: protein kinase regulator activity. The record is from RefSeq and is a predicted model, not a curated record. The transcript is spliced from 60 exons.
CUCUCUCUCUCUGCACAUGUGCCUGCGCAGCCCCUCUCUCUUCCCACCGUCUCCUCAGCUGACGUUUUCUGCUGCUCUUUCGCGACUUCCAUCUUCGUCACUCUCUCCCAGCGAAAAGCAGUGCGCAGCGUAAAACCCUAAGCCUAACGACGGCAGCUCGAGUUUUCCCCUCUCUUCCGAGCUGAACAUUGAGCGUCGGAGGCCCUCCUCCGAGCUGGGCAUCCUCCUCACCCUUCGGGAAUGGCGGAUUCGCUCGAGCGCCUGGCCUCCGUUGCCGGAUUGGUCUCCACCAUGUCCACCAAGGAACGCGUCAGGAUAUUCCGAGAUGAACUCCCGCCCUUGUCGAGCAAUCUAGAGAUGUCUGCUGAGAUCGCAUCGCAAUUGGUAGAAAUCAUCUUUAAAACUCUGUUCCUGUAUGAGGAUCUGCGGUCAAGGAAAGCGGUCGAUGCGGUGAUUGUGAAGGCUCUUGGCGAGGCUGCAUUCAUGAAGUGUUUUGCUGCUACCCUUGUUCAGUUUAUGGAUAAGCUGCUUAAAGCUCAAUCUCAUGUGGGUUGUUACAGGCUUCUUAAGUGGUCGUGCAUCCUCUUGAGUUGUAGUCAAUUCGCUGCAGUUUCGAGGAAUGCUGUGUGUAGGGUCGCUGCAGUGCAGGCAUCUUUACUCCCGCUUGUUAUGCGACAGUCGUUUCGGCAGCGAAGAGCUUGCAAGAAGUUAUUUUUUCAGUUAUUUAGUCAGUCAAAGGACAUGUACAAAAUCUUUAUAGAGGAAUUACAGAAUGGAAGGAUCUCUUACAAAGAUAGCCCUGAAAUUAUAUUGUUGUUGCUGGAAUUUGCAAGCGAUAGUCCUUCUUUAUUUGAAGAAUACAAGUCAGUAAUUCUUGGUGUAUAUGCUAAAGCUGUUCUAAAUGCGAGAGAAAAACCAGCACAAGGUCUUAGUGAAGUGUUUCACCCACUCUUUAGACACUUGUCUCAUGAAGACUUUCAAACUACCAUUAUUCCAUCUGCUGUUAAAAUGCUAAAGCGUAACCCGGAGAUUGUGCUGGAAUCUGUUGGAAUUCUCUUAAACUCAGUCAAUCUUGACUUGAGCAAGUAUUCUUCGGAAAUUAUCUCCGUGGUAUUAUCCCAAGCUCGCCAUGCAGAGGAAGGAAGAAGGGUCGGUGCUUUGACCAUAAUCAGGUGUUUGAGUCAGAAAUCUAGUAAUCCGGAUGCUUUAGAAUCAAUGGUCAAUGACGUGAAAGCUGUCAUUGGAGGGUCAGAGGGGAGACUUGCAUUCCCUUACCAGAGAAUUGGAAUGAUCACUGCAUUGCAAGAACUGUCAGUUGCUCCUGAAGGAAAGUACAUUAAGAGUCUAUCUCAAAGCAUUUGCAGCUUUCUUUUGAAUUGCUACAAAGGUGAAGGAAACGAGGAGGUGAAAUUAGCAGUUCUAUCUGCUAUAGCCUCCUGGGCUGCUCGAUCAUCUGAAGCUGUUCAACCAGAUUUAGUUGCUUUCUUUGCUUCUGGCCUAAAGGAGAAGGAAGCUUUGAGAAGGGCACAUCUUCGUUGCCUGAGAGUUAUCUGUGAAAAUGCUGAUGUUGUUAUGCAGAUAUCUUCAUUGUUUGGGCCUCUCAUCCAACUGGUUAAAACUGGUUUUACUAAACCAGUGCAGCGGUUGGAUGGUGUUUAUGCACUUCUUUUGGUUGGAAAGAUUGCAGCCAUCGAUAUUAAAGCAGAGGAGACUGUGACAAAGGAAAAGAUAUGGUCCUUGGUCUCUCAAAAUGAACCUUCUCUUAUUCCCAUAUCUAUGGUCUCCAAACUACCAGUGGAGGAUUGCAUGGCGUGCAUCGAUCUUUUUGAGGUUUUGCUUGUGGAACAUCAGCACAGAGUGUUGGAAGCCUUCUCAGAUAGGUUACUAGUACAGUUGAUACUCUUUUUGAUUUGUCAUUCAAGUUGGGACGUUCGAAAAGUGACUCAUGAUGCUACCAGAAAGAUAAUUUCAGCUCUACCGCUAUUAUCUGAAGCUCUUUUGCUUGAGCUCACUAGGUUCCUAUCCAACAUUGGUGAAGGUGCUGCUACAAGUGACACAGAAAAUACACUGGAUACACACUUGCCUAAUGUUCCUGCGGUGGAGGUUCUGGUGAAGGCUUUCAUCAUGGUGUCCUCUGCAACUUUGGCAGCUGCUCCAAGUGUGUGUGUGCAAGUCAUCCUCUGUGCACAUCAUCCAUACAUAAUUGGCUCUGGCAAAAGAGAUACAGUUUGGAAGAGGCUUCAGAAGUGUCUAAAAACGCUCGGUGUUGAUAUCAUUGGCAUUAUUUCUGCUGAUGUGCCAAACGUGUGUAAGGAUUUAUUGGGACCAAGGGGAUUGAUGAAUGCUAAUCAACUGGAACAGCAGGCUGCUAUAUCGUCAUUGGCAACCUUGAUGUCAAUUGUACCUGGUGAUACUUACCUAGAGUUUGAAAAGCAUUUGAAUAAUCACCCUCAUCGCCAUUCCCAUGAUAUGCUCUCAGAAAGUGACAUACAGAUUUUCCAAACUCCUGAUGGAGUACUCUCCAGUGAGCAAGGAGUAUAUGUUGCUGAAUCAGUUACCUCUAAGAACACAAAACUUGCGAAGGGCCGGUUUCGGAUGUAUGAGGAUGAAGAUGGGAUGGAUGAUGUUGCCACUAAACAUGGGGUGAGGAGAGAUCCGGCUAAUAGAGAAGUUUCAGUUGGUGGGAAACGUGAUUCUGGCAAGCCAACAAAGAAAACAGAUAAAGCGAAAAGUGCAAAAGAAGAGGCACGGGAAUUGUUGCUGAAGGAAGAGGCAUCUAUACGUGAGAGGGUCAAGGGAAUACAAGAAAUCCUAACUUUGAUGCUUAGAGCUCUUGGAGAGAUGGCCAUUGCCAAUCCUGUGUUUGCUCACAGUAAACUGCCUUCUGUGGUUAGGUUUGUCAAUCCAUUAUUACGGUCGCUAGUUGUUGGUGAUGUGGCGUAUGAAACCCUGGUGAAGCUCUCCCGAUGUAUCGCAUCUCCUCUCUGCAAUUGGGCCAUUGAUAUUGCUGCUGCUCUUCGCCUGAUUGUGACAGAGGAUAACGACAUGCUUUUGAAUUGGAGGAUUCCAUCUGUUGAUGGAGGGGAGGCGAAUGAAACUCCGUCAUUGGGUCUUUUUGAGCGUGUAAUAAAUGGUUUAUCCAUAUCAUGCAAAUCGGGCGCUCUUCCUGUAGAUUCCUUCACUUUUGUUUUUCCGAUAAUGGAGAGGAUUCUGUUGUCAUCCAAGAAGACUGGCCUCCACGAUGAUGUGCUCCAAAUCAUCAAUUUACAUUUGGAUCCUCUGUUGCCCCUUCCUCGACUUCGAAUGAUAUCGGCUCUUUAUAAUGUCUUGAGCGUUGUUCCUGCUUAUCAAGCUUUAGUUGGAUCAGCAUUAAAUGAACUAUGUCUUGGUCUGCAACCAGAUGAAGUUGCUUCAGCAUUAUAUGGAGUUUAUGCUAAAGAUGUUCAUGUAAGGAUGGCUUGCUUAAUUGCUGUAAAAUGCAUUCCAUCCGUUGCUAGUCGCGCUCUUCCUGAGGAUGUUGAGAUUGCGACAAGGGUUUGGAUUGCAUUACAUGAUGCUGAGAAGUCAGUUGCAGAAGUGGCUGAAGAUAUAUGGGAUCGCUAUGGACAUGAUUUUGGGACCAACUAUUCCGGACUUUUCAAAGCACUUUGUCAUGUCAAUUACAAUGUGAGAUUAGCCGCAGCAGAGGCAUUAGCUGCUGCUUUGGAUGAAAAACCAGACUCCAUACAGGAAUCUCUUUCGACACUUUUUUCAUUGUACAUCCGUGAAGCUGGUUUUAGUGAUGAAAAUGUCGAUUCUGGUUGGCUUAGCCGACAAGGAAUAGCGUUAGCAUUACAUUCUGUGGCUGACGUGUUGAGGACGAAGGAUCUUCCUGUUGUUAUGACUUUCCUGAUCUCGCGAGCUCUGGCUGAUCCCAAUGCUGAUGUUCGGGGAAGGAUGAUUAAUGCUGGCGUUAUGGUUAUCGAUAAGCAUGGAAGGGAAAACGUUGGGUUGCUGUUUCCAAUUUUUGAGAACUACUUGAAUAAAAAGGCAUCUGAUGAGGAAAAGUAUGAUUUGGUCCGGGAAGGUGUUGUUAUUUUCACUGGAGCCUUAGCGAAACACCUGGCGAAGGAUGAUCCCAAAGUUCACACGGUCGUGGAGAAAUUGUUGGAUGUGUUAAAUACACCAUCUGAAGCUGUACAACGUGCAGUCGCAAGCUGUCUAUCUCCUUUAAUGCAAUCAAAGCAAGAUGACGCACAAGUGCUGCUCUCUAGACUGUUGGAUCAGCUCCUAAAGAGUGAUAAAUAUGGGGAACGCCGUGGGGCAGCUUUUGGACUUGCUGGUGCCGUUAAGGGAUUUGGGUUAUCUUGCUUGAAGAAGUAUGGGAUUGUGGCUUCGCUGCGAGUAGCUCUUGUAGAUAGGAACUCAGCGAAAUGCCGUGAAGGAGCACUCAUGGCAUUUGAGUGUCUUUGUGAGAAGCUCGGAAAAUUAUUUGAACCGUAUGUAAUACAGAUGCUGCCCUUACUGUUGGUAUCUUUUUCUGAUCAAGUUGUGGCAGUUCGUGAAGCUGCUGAAUGUGCUGCUCGUGCAAUGAUGUCUCAACUCACUGCUCAGGGGGUUAAAUUGGUUCUUCCAUCUCUUCUAAAGGGUUUGGAAGACAAAGCUUGGCGAACUAAGCAAAGUAGCGUACAACUUCUCGGUGCUAUGGCUUUCUGUGCUCCUCAACAACUUUCUCAGUGCCUUCCCAAGAUCGUGCCUAAACUGACUGAAGUAUUGACGGAUACGCACCCAAAAGUUCAGUCCGCAGGGCAAAUGGCUCUUCAGCAGGUGGGUAGUGUGAUAAAAAAUCCGGAAAUAUCUUCACUUGUGCCUACUCUUCUGAUGGGUCUUACAGACCCAAAUGACCAUACCAAAUACUCCCUUGAUAUUCUUCUCCAAACAACUUUCGUAAAUUCAAUUGAUGCCCCUUCACUUGCUCUGUUGGUGCCAAUAGUACAUAGAGGUUUAAGAGAAAGGAGCGCUGAAACGAAGAAGAAAGCUGCACAAAUUGUUGGCAAUAUGUGUUCAUUAGUUACCGAACCAAAGGAUAUGAUCCCUUAUAUAGGCUUACUUCUUCCUGAAGUCAAAAAGGUUCUUGUGGAUCCAAUUCCCGAAGUACGGUCUGUUGCAGCAAGGGCCCUUGGAUCUCUCAUCAGAGGAAUGGGAGAAGAGAAUUUCCCUGAUCUUGUUCCAUGGCUUCUUGAUACUCUUAAAUCCGAUGGUAGCAAUGUUGAGCGUUCUGGAGCUGCCCAAGGAUUGACUGAGGUUUUGGCUGCUCUUGGUAUGGCAUAUUUUGAGACCUUACUUCCUGACAUAAUCCGUAAUUGUUCUCACCAGAAGGCAUCUGUCCGGGAUGGGUAUUUGACACUAUUUAAGUACUUCCCCCGGUCUUUGGGUGUCCAAUUUCAGAACUAUCUGCCGCAAGUGUUGCCUGCAAUAUUAGAUGGUCUAGCAGAUGAGAAUGAAUCUGUACGAGAUGCGGCACUGGGUGCUGGGCAUGUUUUAGUGGAACACUAUGCAACUACGUCUUUACCUCUACUCCUUCCAGCUGUGGAGGAUGGCAUCUUCAACGACAGUUGGCGUAUCCGCCAAAGUUCUGUCGAAUUAUUGGGUGAUCUGUUGUUUAAAGUUGCUGGAACAUCUGGAAAAGCUUUGCUUGAGGGUGGUAGUGACGAUGAAGGUUCUAGUACUGAAGCACAUGGACGUGCUAUAAUUGAGGUUCUUGGAAAGGACAGGCGCAAUGAAGUUCUUGCAGCCCUCUAUAUGGUUCGAACUGAUGUGAGCGUAUCCGUACGUCAGGCUGCUUUACAUGUUUGGAAGACUAUAGUUGCGAAUACUCCAAAGACGCUGAAGGAAAUAAUGCCAGUUUUGAUGAAUACUCUGAUCAGUUCCCUCGCAUCAUCUUCUUCCGAAAGGCGUCAGGUUGCUGGAAGGUCACUCGGUGAGCUUGUCAGGAAGCUUGGUGAUAGAGUUCUUCCUAUGAUUAUCCCUAUUUUAGCACAGGGGCUGAAAGACCCUAAUGCUGGGAGAAGACAAGGUGUGUGUAUCGGUCUGAGUGAGGUGAUGGCCAGCGCUGGUAGGAGUCAGUUAUUGGCUUUCAUGGACGAGCUUAUUCCUACCAUCCGGACUGCACUUUGUGAUAGCAUGCCUGAGGUUCGGGAAGCAGCAGGCCUGGCAUUUAGCACCCUUUACAAGAGUGCUGGAAUGCAAGCAAUCGAUGAAAUUGUCCCAACACUUCUGCGUGCAUUGGAACAUGAUCAGUCCUCUGAUACUGCUUUGGACGGCCUCAAACAAAUCUUAAGUGUAAGAACUGCAGCCAUUUUGCCUCAUAUACUGCCCAAGCUGGUUCAACUCCCCCUAUCUGCCUUCAAUGCACAUGCCCUGGGUGCACUAGCAGAAGUUGCUGGACCUGGUUUAAACUUUCAUCUGGGCACUGUGCUUCCAGCAUUACUUUCUGCCAUGGGCGGUGACGAUGUGGAAGUUCAAACGGUGGCAAAGGAGGCAGCGGAAACUGUGGUUUUAGUGAUAGAUGAAGAAGGCAUUGAGUCUUUACUUUCAGAACUUCUUAAGGGCGUUGCUGAUAGUCAGGCAUCAAUUAGGAGGAGUUCUUCCUACCUUAUUGGCUACUUGUUUAAGAACAGCAAGCUGUAUCUGGUAGAUGAAGCUCCAAACGUUAUAUCUACCUUGAUUGUUCUACUGAGUGACCAAGAUUCAGCCACUGUAGUGGUCUCGUGGGAGGCUUUGUCAAGGGUGGUUGGUUCUGUUCCUAAGGAGGUACUUCCUUCGUAUAUAAAAUUGGUACGAGAUGCAGUAUCUACUUCCAGGGAUAAAGAGCGUAGGAAAAAGAAGGGUGGUCCUGUUCUCGUGCCUGGGUUUUGUCUCCCAAAAGCUCUUCAGCCAGUGCUUCCAAUAUUUCAGCAAGGUCUAAUGAGUGGAUCUGCCGAAUUAAGAGAACAAGCAGCACUAGGACUUGGAGAGCUGAUUGAAGUGACAAGUGAAAAGGCUCUAAAGGAGUUUGUAAUCCAAAUAACAGGACCACUUAUCCGGAUAAUAGGUGAUCGGUUUCCUUGGCAAGUGAAGAGUGCAAUAUUAUCCACUCUAAGCAUCAUACUAAGAAAGGGAGGAUUGGCUCUGAAGCCUUUUCUUCCUCAGCUGCAGACGACUUUUGUCAAAUGUCUCCAGGACAAUACAAGGAGUGUCCGCUCAAGUGCUGCCCUUGCCCUUGGAAAGCUCAGUGCUCUCAGUCCCAGGAUUGACCCCUUAGUCAGUGACCUGUUGUCCAACUUGCAGGCUUCGGAUGCUGGAAUUAGGGAGGCCAAUUUGACUGCUUUAAAAGGGGUGGUGAAGUAUGCUGGAAUGAAUGUGAGCAGUGCUGUCAAAAAUCGGGUGUACGUGCUCCUAAAAGAUAUGAUUCAUCACGAUGAUGAUCAAGUUCGAAUAUCUGCUGCAGACAUAUUGGGCAUCAUAUCUCAGUACAUGGAAGAUGCCCAGCUGAAUGAUCUUAUUGAAGAACUCCUGACAUUGGGUUCUUCUUCAAGCUGGUCCGCAAGGCAUGGAUCAGUGCUUACGAUAGCAUCAAUGCUCCGGCAUAAUCCUUCGACUGUCUGUGGAUUGCCAUCAUUCCUGCCUACUGUUGACUUACUUAAAGGCGGUUUAACUGAUGAGAAGUUUCCUAUUCGUGAAACCUCAACCAAAGCCAUGGGAAGACUACUACUCCAUCAAAGUCGAACUGAUCCUAGUAACACCAGUGCGCAUUCAGAUAUUAUGUUGUUCAUUGUAUCUGCUCUGCACGAUGAUUCCAGCGAAGUUCGAAGAAGGGCGUUAUCGUCUCUAAAAUCUGUUGCAAAGGUCAAUCCCACAAUAUUAUUGGCCAAUCUUUCAAUUGUUGGCCCUGCACUCGCGGAAUGUUUAAAGGAUGCCAGUAUGCCAGUGAGAGUUGCUACAGAGAGAUGUUGUCUACACACUUUCCAAUUGACGAAGAGUGCUGAAAAUGUUCAGGCAGCACAAAAAUACAUCACUGGUCUAGACGCUAGAAGGAUAUCCAAGUUACCUGAACAGAGUGAUGAUAGUGAAGGCGGCGAAGAUGACGGGACGAGUGGCUAAAAUUUUGGUUGCUGGUCCACUUUAUUUUAUAAUCCUGUUUAUACAAGGUUGGCAAGAUUUAUACAAGGAUGGAUUACCACAGCCAAAUUCUGCUAUAAAUUGACAUCCCAAGGAUGUGGACUGACAGCACGAGGGGUGUCCUCCCUUACCAGGGUCGGUUUCCCUUGAGGCUCGAUGGUCGAUCAAAUGCUCGAUCAACAACAAGCGGUGUGCAUGUGAUACCCGUUUUUUGUACCUUGAAUAAAUAUUGCCAAUUAAGGAGUGCCUUUUUUUUUACUCGAAUUAUGCGCACCGAUAUUUUCCAAGGGUGUUCGGUUUUGAUUCCGCAUCAAGAAUUUUUCUGUCAUUCUUUGCGGCUACUACAGGUCAUUGUACCAACACAGUUUUGAUAGCAGCAGUGUAAACGUGGGAAAACUACUGGCUAACACCUUUUACAAUAUCAUAGUUUCUGCUUUGCCC